CACCUCUAAUCUGUAAUCUAAGAAGGUUAUGGUAUUUGUAAACAAAAACAUUGAAAGACGUUGAAUUUGAAACACAACAUAAUAAUAACGAUAUAUUUCCAAAGGAAAUUACGAAUAUUGCUGAAAAUAUGAAUGACGAGGUGGUGGUUUACUGUCAAACUCAAAUUAUAGAAAGUGGCCUUGUUCUCGAUGAAGACUUGAUCUUCAUUCAAAUGGUCGAACGAAAAGUUGUAAAACCUGCCACUGGUAUCACACGAGGUAUCAUUUUGUUAGCAACUGCAGCAGGCACAACAUUUUUGGCUAUGAAAAAAGGCAGUAAAAUCAAAGCAAUAUCCGCCGGAGUAAUAUUGAUUUUACCAGCUGCUUCUUCACUUUUCACGUCAGUUCGUCAAAAAAGAAAAUCAGAAAACCAAAAGAAAUGGAUUCUUGAGCUUUUGAAUGAAUUCAAAAAUCUUUCGAGGAUUCAUUUAGAAGUUACUGACUUCUUCAAAUGCUUCACAUGUUCCAUAGAAUCUUCAAGUAAUCCAUACAUGAAAAUAUCUGAAGAUACAAUUUAUGACCUCUCGAAAUCUUCCUGUGAUGUGCAGGUUUUAAUAACGAAUGAAAUGCUUAAAGUUAUCAGUGAAAUACAUGUUGGACUGCAGGAUGUGACUCUUGAUCUCACAGAGUUUGAAAAAACAACAGCUGCUCCAUUAGUUCAUGACACUAUAUUGGGAUGUCUUCGUAAUGCUAAUUUUGUUGAAGGACAAGUAGUUCUUCUUAGGUCACAUCUAUUGACUAGUAUGUUUCUAGUAUCUUCUUCGAAGGGUAAUCGUGCAGUUUUUUCAAAAGUAUUGAAUAAAAUAGUUCCUUCAUUGGUGAUUCUCUUGAAGAACAGUAUCAAUGAAAUCAAACUUUCAUUGGACAAAACUCGUUUUCCAAAUAAUCCACCUUCAUUGAGCUUAACCAAAAUUGAAAAUAUUUUUGCACAAAAAAAACUGGUAUCUGUACCUAGAAUGAGAAGGCACAUCAUCAAAAUUAAUGAUGGUAUUUGCUGUACCUUGAUGAAAUUGCGAGUAUUACUGGAUACAUUAGAAAAUGUUGAAGGUGAAUCCCAAAUGUUUUUUCUCCAAGAAGCUAUUUCAACUUUAACACAGGAACUACAAAAGUGCUAUAUGUCAUCUGCUGAUCUUGAAAAACUCAUUGCACUAUUGAACCGCAACUUGACAUAUACGAAAUUGGAUCCAAAGACAAUACUAGAAGUGCCUAAGAAUGAUUUGGACUCAUCCACCUUAACCAGCGAAAGGGUUGUAACAGAAAUGGAGGAACUGAUAGAUGAUUCAGAUUACCAAGUUUUCGCCAAUGAAAUAAGUGAUGAUGAUAAUGAAGGUCAUGCGGUGCGCUUUUACAAACGCUUCAUGAAUAAUGAUGUUGAUUGGCUAGCGGAACUGAAACAAUCUGAUGAAUUCCAGAGAAGGCAGACCAAAUUUCAUACAGGACUACCUGUAACAUCCACUCCUGUGGAGCCUUCUUAUGGAAGUCAAGAUGGGAGAGAAUUAUUUAAAACUGCUCUCUCGCAUGAAGCAUCAUCAUCUUCUGGGAUGCAGUUGAGGACUCCUCCACCACCUCCACCAUUGCCUGCAGCAUUCUCUGAUAUAUCAGAAAUUACGGUGGGAAUUUCAACUCUUUCCAAAACUCCGGAGUCAUCUUCAUGGAAAGAAUCAAGUGCCUCUUCCGUUCUAUAUGCGCCUGAGACUCAGCCUCUGAAGCCACUUACAACGGUGGAAAGUUCAUUGUUGGUGGAUUCCCUCAAGGGAGUUCUUGAUAAUAUGGGACGAAGGGACGAAGAGUACUUUGAGUAGUCCCUCUACUCCCUUUCAGUUCAUAUAGUUAUUUAAAGUUCAUAUAAUAAUUUAAAGUUCAUAUAGUUAUUUAAAGUUCAUAUAGUUAUUUAAAGUUCAUAUAAUAAUUUAAAGUUCAUAUAAUAUAAAGUUAUAUGUUUCGUUUAUUGUUCAAAUGGAGAUCUAUCUCAGUAAUGUACGAUAAUAUGUAAAAGAACUGAACUCAACAAUGGAGAGAAACAGAUUCUUAUACAACUGACAAUCUCUGUGAUAUAAAACGAUUAAAAGCAUAAUGUGAUAUUCAAUAAAAAAUUCUUAAUAA
Molecule: messenger RNA, 2142 nt
Organism: Coccinella septempunctata (seven-spotted ladybird)
Lineage: Eukaryota; Metazoa; Arthropoda; Insecta; Coleoptera; Coccinellidae
Exons: 12
Coding region: 129-1841 (570 amino acids)
Source: RefSeq, a predicted model, not a curated record